UGUCUCUGUACUAAUUCGGUGUAAACAAAACCCUAGCAAAUAAAAAUUUCCAAUAAUUCCCCAUUUCUCCCAAUCUUAAACUUUCUCCUUUAAGGUGGGUUCGUUCAACCCGACCUCUAGAGCUCGGAUUCGAGCUCAAAAUGGGAUCUUGGAGGGUUUUGUACGCUCAAUUGGCCUACUGAUGGCUCUCAUUCUAUUGGCUCUCUUCUUUGUGAUUCAAUCUUCGGCUUCAGCUGAGACCCAUUCGAGGGUUUGCGGAUUGGAUCGAGUUGGGUAUGUGAAAUCAUCAGAUGGGUACUUGCUGUUUGUCAAUGAGAAGAGGGUAGAAGACGAAGUUCUGAUUUGUGAGGUCUUGGAUUUCUAUUUUGGGAAUGGUUGUCUGUUUGUUGAUGAAGAAUGGGGAAGGAUUGGGGAAAAAUACUGCGAUGGAGAUCUUAGCCGUCAGCCAAGCGCAAUUUCUGGUAGAAAGCUAUUGCAUCAAUCAGCAAAUACCUCCGACUCUUAUCAGUUAAAUAGAAAGGAUCAAAAGGAAAAGAAGACUUUGACACCGGCAAAAAUGGCUCUGGCAAUACCAGGAGUUUUCCUUUUGUGUUGUGCUAUAGUUUGCCCAUGCUUCCAUGCUAAGAAGAAAGAACCUAGCGAGCAGAACAUGAUGUCUACAGAGAUGGACUUAAUGGAUGUGGUUUCGGCUAUGGAUGCAAGCUCGGGCUCAGUAAAACCCCCACCAUCUCCAAUGAGAGUACCUCCAAGUCCAUCUCGGUUCUCAAUGUCACCACAACUGAACAGAAUUGGAUCUGUGCGUCUCAGUGUUAAUCAGAUUAUGAAAGCUACGCAUAAUUUUUCACCUUCACUAAAGCUUGGUGAUGGUGGAUUUGGCACUGUCUACAAGGCUGUUUUGCCAGAUGGUCAGAUUGUUGCUAUCAAGCGAGCGAAGAAGGAACAUUUUUCGUCUCUAAGAGAUGAAUUUAGCAAUGAAGUUGAGCUACUCACUAAAAUUGAUCACAGAAAUUUAGUGAAGUUACUUGGAUACACUGAAAGGGGAAAUGAGCGUAUAAUCAUUACCGAAUAUGUUUCAAAUGGUACUCUAAGAGAGCAUCUGGAUGGUCAGCAUGGAAAAAUUCUGGAUUUUAAUCAACGACUGGAAAUAGCUAUAGACAUUGCUCAUGCUCUAACUUAUCUUCAUCUAUAUGCAGAAAAGCCAAUAAUCCACAGAGACGUGAAGUCAUCGAACAUCAUGCUAACAGAAAGCUUUCGAGCCAAAGUAUCUGACUUCGGUUUUGCUAGAAUAGGUCCAACAGAAUCAGAGCAAACCCAUAUCUUGACCAAAGUGAAAGGAACAGCCGGGUACCUUGAUCCAGAAUACCUCAAGACUUUUAAGCUGACACCCAAAAGUGAUGUGUACUCCUAUGGUAUUUUGCUUAUUGAAAUUCUUUCUGGACGCCGCCCUGUAGAGAUGAAGAGGAGUACUGAUGAAAGGAUUACUGUCCGAUGGGCUUUCAAGAACUAUAAUGAAGCGAAUGUGAUGGCGAUAUUGGAUCCAUUGUUGAAGGAUGCAGUAGAUGGGAGAGUGGUAAUGAGAGUGCUUGGUUUGGCUUUUGACUGUGCUGCUCCAACUCGAGCAGAUCGUCCAGCAAUGAAAGAAGUUGUAGAGCAGCUGUGGGAGAUAAGGAAGUACUAUGGAAGAAGUCGAGGAGGAGGAGGAGGAGGAGGUUGAAGCAGGUACAGUAUAAUUUGCUUCAUGACAGUGAUGAGAUGAGCUUUCAUGUCAUUAUUAUUAUUUUUUUCUUCUCCAAAUUUGUUAAAAAACUGAAAAUUCAAUAUAUGAUACACAUCAUACACAUUUUCUUAGGAUAUGACAGGUUUUAUGUUUGUAAUUUAUGAAGUGUUGGUUACAGAGAAAAUUGCAGUAUGUCAAUGGGAUUCACAUUUAAAUGUUUCAUUGCGA
This is a messenger RNA of Asparagus officinalis (garden asparagus), 1945 nucleotides long. RefSeq names its product calmodulin-binding receptor-like cytoplasmic kinase 3. The record is from RefSeq and is a predicted model, not a curated record. The coding region runs from base 182 to 1714 and encodes 510 amino acids. The transcript is spliced from 7 exons. Gene Ontology annotation, biological process: protein phosphorylation. Lineage: Eukaryota; Viridiplantae; Streptophyta; Magnoliopsida; Asparagales; Asparagaceae. Gene Ontology annotation, molecular function: protein kinase activity; ATP binding.